Molecule: messenger RNA, 1950 nt
Organism: Hevea brasiliensis (rubber tree)
Lineage: Eukaryota; Viridiplantae; Streptophyta; Magnoliopsida; Malpighiales; Euphorbiaceae
Product: pentatricopeptide repeat-containing protein At2g20540
Exons: 1
Coding region: 86-1693 (535 amino acids)
Biological process (GO): RNA modification
Molecular function (GO): RNA binding; protein binding
Source: RefSeq, a predicted model, not a curated record
UUUUGUCCGAUUGCCCUUUUCAAUGGGUUAGAGAUGGAAGGUUAUUUGGUGACUCUACCCGCCUAAACCGUAUGCCCAUGAACCUAUGCCAGCAGCAGCUAGAUGCAGUAGCAGAAGAUGCCUCCUGCUUUUGGAGAAAUGCAAAAGCAUGACGCACCUCAAGCAAGCUCAUGCUCAGGCAAUCACUUGUGGCCUCGGCAACAAUUCCUUUGCUUUAAGCAGGCUCUUAGCCUUCUGCUCUGACCCACGUCAUGGGAGCCUUAAUCACUCCUGGAAACUCUUUCAACAUGUUCAACAGCCUACCAUUUGCAUAUGCAAUACCAUGAUUAGAGCUUUAUUGCUCAAAGGUGAACUCACCAGUGUUUUUAAUUUAUACUCUGCCAUGCUCCAGAAUGGUAUGUGCCCUGACAAUUAUACCUUGCCUUAUGUGUUAAAAGCUUGUUCAAAGUUGCAAUCUUGUUUUCUUGGUGAAUUAGUGCAUGGGCAUUGUUUACAAUUAGGUUUCGUGAUUAAUACUGUGGUGGGUAAUUCUUUGAUGUUUAUGUACUGUGGGUUUAGUAACAUGAAGGCAGCAAGAUACAUAUUUGAUGAAAUUCCUAGUCCAUGUGCUGUGUCAUGGACAUUAAUGAUCUCUGGGUAUGCUAAAGCGGGUGAUAUUUGCUCUGCAAAGUUGUUCUUUGAUGGAGCUCCAGAGAAGGAUAGAGGAAUAUGGGGUGCCAUGAUUUCUGGUUAUGUACAAAACAAUUGUUUCAAAGAAUGUUUAUAUACGUUUAGGCUGAUGCAGUUGAUUGAUAUGGUGCCAGAUGAGGGUAUCUUUUUAAGCAUACUUUGUGCUUGUGCUCAGUUAGGUGCUUUGGAUACUGGAAUUUGGAUUCACAGAUAUUUGGACAGAAUAGGACUGCCGUUGAGUAUCCGCUUGAGCACGGGUCUCAUUGAUAUGUAUGCAAAGUGUGGGAAUUUGGAUUUAGCUAAGAGACUGUUUGAUGGAAUGCCUCAGAGAGACACAAUUUGUUGGAAUGUCAUGAUUUCUGGUUUGGCAAUGCAUGGAGAUGGAGAGGGUGCACUUAAAUUGUUUUUGGGGAUGGAGGAGGCUGGGUUUAGGCCCGAUGAUGUCACAUUCAUAGCUAUGUUGUCGGCUUGUAGUUAUUCUGGCAUGGCACAAGAAGGUUUAAGAGUAUUAGAUAGAAUGUGUAAUGUGUAUGAUAUUGAGCCCAGGAGUGAACAUUAUGGGUGUAUGGUUGAUCUUCUUAGUAGAGCUGGCCUCCUUCAAGAAGCAAAAGAAAUUAUCCAAAGAAUGCCUAAUUCAAGCAGUUCCUCUGAAGAAGCAGUAGCUUGGAGAGCAUUACUAAGUGCUUGCUGCAAUCAGGGACAACCCCAACUGGCUCAGGUUGCAUCUGAGAAACUUCUGCAGUUAGAACCUCACAGUGGGGCAUAUGUUCUGCUCUCAAAUUUGUAUGCAACUACCGGGAAACAUGAUGAUGCCAAAAGAAUAAAGAAGAUGAUGAGAAACAAAGGGCUAAACAAGGCACCUGGUUGCAGUUCAAUCAAAAUUAAUGGUAUUGUUCAUGAGUUUGUUGCAGGAGAGAAAAUACACAAACAAUUGGAAGAAAUAGAAUCUGUUUUGGAGAAGAUGAAAAAGCAGUUGAACUAUUUGGGGUGUAACCUCUAUCCCUUUCUUGUUGACCAGACAUGACACUUCCACUCUUGAAUGGUUACCGACCAUAUGCUUGUAGUAUUUUAGCACCUGUGAUUCUUUGGAAUACAUGCUUGUUUCAUAAUGUUCUCUUACAAGGUACAAGUCAUUUGUACGGUAAAGCUUUCUAGCCCAAUUUUAGUAUUCUUGCACAUACUGCAGGAUAACUCCCAAGGUUGGUGUUGGUGAACAAUUUAUGGAGCACAAUUGCUGUAACAGUGAACGUUUUAUAUGGAUUUCAUGCACCAUUUGCAUCA